CGAAGGCUUCGACAAGGACCAGGAGCGGAAGCUGAAGAGCAAGAAGCGCAGCCUCGUGUAUCAGAGCGAGGAGGACAAAUGGAAAGGCGUGUAUCGCAUUCUGUUCCCCGAUGAUAACGACGUGGACAUGCCAUCACCUUGUAAGUAUUGCUAAGAUCCUACUGGACAACUCCCUUCUGACCAGCUUCCAAGAUAUCGAAUACCAACCCUGCACGAACGGCGGCCCCACAGGAGAGCCCUCCAACAUCUCCCGCUUCCAGGAAUUCUCUCGCCUCGAGCUACCGCGCCUAGUCCGCAGGACGCUCGAAGUUACCGUCGAAGAAGAAGCCCAGCCGCUGGAAGACCGACUCAAGGAGCGCCUCGUGGACAUUGUGCGCGACUGCCAAACCCAACUCAUCUCCCUCUUCCAGUCCACCAUGGCCUCGAGCGAGACCUCGCCCGCGCUCUCCCUCUCGCAGCUCCGCCUGCCAGAAAGCGAGAAGACUGUCGAUGCGCCGCCAAACUCCUCACUCGCUGCAACGGCGGUUGUCCCGGUGCAAAACACACAGCACCAACAGCAACCCGGCCAAGCAGCGCCCUUCCAGAACUUCGAUUCCUUCCCACCGCCAGACACCGCGGAUUACAUUCCCAUCCCCACGCAGUACCCCGAGCACGAGCACGCCGUCGCAAAACACGAGGCAUCCCCGCCCGUCGACGGCGGCGGCAACACGCCCGACUCGGGCUACGACUCCACGUGGAAUGCAGCGCCGCUGCCGCCGCACGAGACGUACCUGCACCAGACCCAGGGCAACUUCACGCAGACACUGCCGUUUGCGCAUGCGCCGCGGAUGCCUCCGCAUCAGCACCAGCACCAGCAUCCAGUCCAGCAGCAGCCUGCGUACACCGCCGGAACCAUGUUCGUGGAGUCCGAGUAUGUUGAUCUUGGGGGGUAUUAUGGGCUGUUUCAGAGCCGGAAUGCGGGGUUCGAUGCGGGCUUGAUGGAGCCGGUGUGGGCGUAUCUGGAUGGGGUGGGCGGCGAUGGGAGUGGGGGUGGGAUGGGGCAGGUGAAUGGACACGGAAGGGGGAACGGGGCGGUGAUGUAAUGGAAUGGUCGCUGAAUGACUCGAUAAUACAAGCGCGCUAGCAGCGUCGUCUCUUUCCUGUGUAUGAAGUGUGGUACGCUUGACCGUGUGAGGAUGCCACCUGAAG
Messenger RNA from Paraphaeosphaeria sporulosa, 1188 nucleotides. RefSeq lists its product as uncharacterized. The record is from RefSeq and is a predicted model, not a curated record. The transcript has a single exon. Bases 111 to 1082 code for a protein of 323 amino acids. NCBI's taxonomy places the organism in Eukaryota, Fungi, Ascomycota, Dothideomycetes, Pleosporales, Didymosphaeriaceae.